AUGAAUGUCCUACCCUUAUCCCUACUCAACGCAGCACAGGGUCAGCCCAUGCUGGUGGAGCUCAAAUCGGGCGAGUCCCUGAGAGGCCACCUGUUGAAAUGUGACCACUGGAUGAACCUCACGCUCAAGGAGGUCGAAGAGUUUUCUGCAUCGGGCGAAAACACCGCCACCGUGUCCGAGUACUAUGUACGAGGCUCCAACAUCAAGGCUCUCCAGCUGCCAGACGAGCUACUGCACAGCAUCAAGCAACAAUACAGCCAGCAGCGGGAACAGCGACAGCGACAGCAGCAGCUGGAGCAGGGCGGCCAGUUUGGCAACCGACGAGGCAACCGAAACUACAACAACCAGAGCAACAACCCCAACCAGCGACAGCGAGGUGGAGGACGACGAUAUUAG
This is a messenger RNA of Yarrowia lipolytica CLIB122, 396 nucleotides long. The record is from RefSeq and is a predicted model, not a curated record. Lineage: Eukaryota; Fungi; Ascomycota; Dipodascomycetes; Dipodascales.